This is a messenger RNA of Rhizoctonia solani, 3228 nucleotides long. Its product is annotated as potassium/sodium hyperpolarization-activated cyclic nucleotide-gated channel 4. The transcript is spliced from 14 exons. Gene Ontology annotation, biological process: proton transmembrane transport. Gene Ontology annotation, molecular function: antiporter activity. Gene Ontology annotation, cellular component: membrane; nucleus. Bases 1 to 3228 code for a protein of 1075 amino acids. NCBI's taxonomy places the organism in Eukaryota, Fungi, Basidiomycota, Agaricomycetes, Cantharellales, Ceratobasidiaceae. The record is from RefSeq and is a predicted model, not a curated record.
AUGCCGAAAAUUCGCACAACCCGCACGAAAAAGCCUCCUGAAGGGUUCGAGGAGAUCGAGUCGAUCCUCGAUGACUAUGCGAAGAAGAUGAGGGACGCUGAGAACGAGUCGCACGAGGGCAAGCGCAAGUCCGAGUCUCUAUGGCCCAUCAUGCGUAUCUCGCACACCAGGUCCCGCUAUAUUUAUGAGCUUUAUUACAAACGCGAAGCUAUUAGCAAGGAAUUAUACGAAUGGUUGCUCAAGGAGGGCUAUGCCGACGCCAAUCUGAUUGCCAAAUGGAAAAAAACGGGGUACGAAAAGUUGUGUUGUGUUCGUUGUAUUCAAACACGGGACAUGAACUACCAAGGCUCGACUUGUAUUUGCCGUGUUCCGAAAGCUCAGGUAAAAGAGGGCACUGUUGUUCAAUGUGUUCACUGCGUCCUGGAUCGGCCAAGGAACGACGAGGCUGGAAGCAGCGGAUUUACACAGAUCGAACUGGCCGGUGGUAUCUUGUCUGGAGAAAAUCCAUCUCAUUUCGACACUGCGAAUCCUAUAAGGAUAUGGGUUAUUCAACUGAUCCUUAUUGUCUGCAUGACCCAAGGAUUGGCCCUUGUGUUGGCAAAGCUGAAGCAACCGCGCGUUAUUGCCGAAGUCAUCGGUGGCAUUCUACUUGGUCCUACAGCUUUCGGCCGCAUCCCCAACUUUUCAAAGACAGUGUUCCCUCCAGAAUCGCUCCCAUACCUGAGCUUGGUGGCCACCAUUGGUCUUUGCUUGUUCAUGUUCGUCAUAGCCAUGGAACUUGAUAUUGCGGUUAUUAAACGGAAUGCCAAGGCAUCUACAGCCAUUUCGGCGGCUGGUAUGAUUCUUCCCUUUGGCGUGGGAGUUGCAGUUGCAGUUCCCAUCUAUCACCAAUUUAUCGACCCGGAAAAAGCAUCGUUUGGUCAUUUCCUCUUGUUCGUUGGUGUUGCCAUUUCAAUCACUGCAUUCCCCGUGCUGUGUCGCAUUUUGACGGAAUUGAAGCUCUUGGACACUCACGUUGGUGUGACUACCCUGUCUGCUGGUGUUGGAAACGAUGUUGUUGGAUGGAUCCUCUUGGCAUUGACUGUUGCCCUUGUUAACGCCAGUGAAGGACUCACGGCACUAUAUAUUUUGCUCACUUGCGUCGGAUGGAUUCUCUUUGUUUUGUUUCCUGUCAAGUGGGGAUAUCGAUGGCUUGCCAGGUACAGUGGAAGCCUCGGAAGCGGUACGCCUACACCGUUUAUGAUGACUGUCACCAUGUUAUUGGUGUUCGCGAGCGCCUUUUUCACCGAUGUGAUCGGCGUACAUGCCAUCUUUGGGGCCUUUAUAGCUGGCUUGGUCAUCCCAAGAGACAACGGCUUUUCCAUUGCUCUUCUCGAAAAGAUUGAGGACCUAGUCUCCAUCUUGUUUCUACCAUUGUACUUUACGCUUUCGGGUCUCAAGACCGAUCUGGGUCUCUUGAAUGAUGGCACCGCGUGGGGAUAUACUUUCUUGGUUAUCGUGGUUGCUUUUCUUGGAAAGUUUAUUGGCUGCGCUGUCACUGCGCGCCUCAUGGGUUUCAACACUCGCGAAUCCGGAGCGAUUGGGAUGUUGAUGAGCUGUAAAGGACUCGUUGAGCUCAUUGUGCUUAAUAUUGGUCUGGCGGCUGGAAUUCUCGACACCAAGGUGUUCUCGAUGUUUGUUAUGAUGGCGGUAGUUUUGACCUUCAUCACAUCGCCUUGCACGGUUUUCAUCUAUCCAGAGCGAGUUCGUCAACACAUCUCAGCGAACAAAUCUUCUAGCGAAGACCCAGCUAAUAUGAACCACCGCCGCUCAGUUGCUGGAAAUGCUACCGGCCCUAUCUCACUAAUGACCCGUUUCACCGUCGUGUUGAGCAAAAUUGAACACCUGCCGGCUGUCAUGACUUUAACCCAGUUCUUACAACCCCCUCUCAAGGCGUCGUUGGCUAAACCUGCUUUGAUUGGUACCUCUGACGAAAAGAUGGAUCUAAUGGACCCAAGCAGCCCAAUAAUUUCACCUCUUCCUAGUAAUACACCCCUCGUUUCCGAUGGGACCCCUCGUGUUACCAUUGAUGCGCUUCGCCUGAUUGAACUCACGGAACGUACCUCAGCGGUCAUGAGAGUUACCGCUGCCGAAGAGCUGAUGCACCGCGAUACUUUGAUCAGCGUCAUGCGCACAUUUGGACACCUUAACCGAAUCCCAGUCUCUUCGGCACUUUCUAUUGUCCCUCAGGAGUCAUUUAGCUCUAGCGUCACCUCCCAUGCUCGCGAAACCAAUGCUGAUCUCGUAGUUGUCCCAUGGAACGCCGCUCCCUCGGCUAUCGAAGAGAUCCCACAAAAUAGCAAUGGAGUGGCUCCUCAAAACCCAUUCGAUGCUAUCUUUGGUGGUCGUUCUGCUGCUGUCGACAAGGCUACAGCAUUAGGCUAUUCGCAAUUUAUCCGCCGGGUCUUUGUCGAGUCCCCAGCAGAUGUCGCACUUUUCAUUGAUCGUGGACUUUCACCUCUGGAGACCAGCGCUACAUACGGCCAGCACAUAUUCUUGCCGUUUUUUGGAGGCCCUGAUGAUCGCCUUGCGCUCGCAUUUGUCGUCCAGUUGUGCGCGCACCCUGCCGUUUCAGCAACAGUUAUGCGUAUGAAGAAGACUGACGGCCUUGAGGAAACGGAGACUCGGGCCACAGAUGUGAAGACUCAACAAGUCGCUGCCACUCUUGCUGCUAACAACAUGACCGUUCAUUCGGUGGGUGCUACUUCCCAGUUUGAUACUGAUCUACUAACGCUCGUUCUUCAGAUGGGUCCUGAUACAAUCUAUCCGCAAAAUACCACUCAAACUCGUCUCCAGUCUGAAACCGCUGAUAACUUGUUUUGGACUCAAAUGGUUUCCUCUUCCGAUGCGCAGUCUCCGGCGAUCCAGGGUGCUCUUUCCCGUAUUACGUUUGUCGAAGACGAAUCUCCCACACCUUUGGCCGGAAUCCUGAAACAAUGCAGUAAUGAACAUGACUCUGCUGUGGCGAGCAGCAAGGCUUUGCUUGUAGUAGUCGGCCGCGGACGACGAUUGGCGGCCGAAUCGCAUACAGAUGAACUCCGUGAAAUUAUUGCUGCUUCCAAUGCGUCGGGCACAAUUGGUGGUGAGGUCCGAAGGACUGUGGGGGAUGUUGCCACUGCCUUUGUAGCUACGGGCGCCAAGGCAAGCCUAUUCGUUCUACAGGCUUCGGAUAAUGUUGGAGAUGAUUGA